Messenger RNA from Protopterus annectens (West African lungfish), 2250 nucleotides. Its product is annotated as interleukin enhancer-binding factor 3-like. The record is from RefSeq and is a predicted model, not a curated record. Lineage: Eukaryota; Metazoa; Chordata; Ceratodontiformes; Protopteridae. Bases 1 to 2250 code for a protein of 749 amino acids. Gene Ontology annotation, molecular function: single-stranded RNA binding; double-stranded RNA binding. The transcript has 16 exons. Gene Ontology annotation, cellular component: precatalytic spliceosome.
AUGGAUUCCCUGCCAUGGAAGUACGAUUUCUGCCCAGUCUACCAAGCCGACCGUUGCUUUAAGGUAGCCAUGACUUUUUUCAAAACUGAGCAUUAUAUUAAAACAUUGCACUCUUCAGUUUGCCCUACGCAAGAGGAAUUGAAGGAAGUGCACAACAUGGUCGCUCAUACAGAGCUUGCUUUGAAAGCAGUUUCUGAUUUGUUGGAUGAGCAGAAACAAGGAAGUAAAGCAAAUGCAACAAAAAGAAGAACUGAUGCAAGCAAGGAAACUGAAAUUGUAGAAAGUACCAAUAAAGAGAAAGCCAAAGAUCAAGAAAAAGGUCAUGAAAAGCUUGUGCCAGAAAAACAACAAACAAGAACUCUACAAGGAGUUUUGCGUACUGGGCCCAUAGUUAAUGGCCUUCUGUUGACAGGGGACAUGGAAUUACAACUAGUCCUGCUGUGCAGGAACAAGCCUACUGCCAGUCUCCUGAAGAAAGCUGCCACUCAUCUUUCUCUACAGUUUUCUUCAAUCACUGAAGAGAAGUACAAAGUAACGGAGUGUAUCAAAGAUGCUGCUAUUGUGGUCAAGAAUUCUAAACAACCACCUUUAAUGUUGAAGAUCCUUUUAACUUCAACUGCUGUCAGAGAGGAGGUGGAGAAGAGAGCAGACAGAGAAACACCAAGGGUCAGUGACCCCGCGGAUGUUCUGGACAGUCAAAAAUGUCUUGCUGCCUUGGCAUCACUCCAGCGCACCAAGUUUUUCCAGGUUAGAGCUGCAGGACUGAAAUCAUGUGUGAUUAUUACUAGAGUUUUCAGAGAUCUGUGCAACAGAAUGCCUGUCUGGAAACCACUUAAAGGAUGGCCUCUUGAACUGAUAUGUGAGAAAGCUAUUGGUACAGUCAGCAGACCAAUGGGAAUAGGAAUGGCAUUUCGAAGGGUCCUGGAAUGCCUUGCUUCAGGAAUUCUUCUGCCAGAUGGCCCUGGUCUUUAUGAUCCAUGUGAAAGAGACUGUGUUGAUGCAGUUGGUCAUCUAGACAGACAACAGAGGGAAGACAUUACUCGAAGUGCUCAGCAUGUUUUACGUAUGGUUGCUUUGGGUCGAGUUAAUAAGAUGUUUAGUGAGGAUAACAUACACUCAAAAAUACACCCAAAACAAGGCAGAGAUUAUAAUGAGGAUGCAAUGGCUUCUUUUUCAUCAAAAAAUCCUUUGAUGAUUCUGAAUAACAUGUAUCCCGGCCUCCGAUACAUACUGAUCAAACAGACGGGCCCAGACCAUGAUCUAGAGUUUACCAUGGGGAUUAAUGUGGCUGGCAAAUCCUAUGAGGCAUCAGGACCUUCUAAAAGGAUGGCUAAACAUUGUGUGGCCGUAAAGGUGCUGGAAGAUUUGAGCUUACCAAUAAACAGAGAAUAUAUUGCAGAGGCUGAAAUCGAUGGUGAGACAUUUUUUGGUACAGGGAGAAAUAAGAAAACUGCAAAAGCACAUGUUGCAAUGUCAGUGCUAAAAAGACUGUAUUCAGAUAGUGAUGUAACACCUACUGAGACAGCAAAGGAAAUAUCUGCCAUGGUGAGCAGAGAAGCAGGUGUAAGCAACACAGAAACAGAGACCAUGCCAGAGGCUCCAAAACUACUUGGUCCAGUUUUCACAAAAAAUGGGAAAAAUCCUGUGCUGGAACUGAAUGACUGGCAAAAAGGUCUAAAAUAUGAAGUACUGCCUGAAUCUGGUUGCUGCCAUGACAAACGUUUUAUUAUGCAGGUUGAAAUUGAUGGGCAGAAGUUCACUGGUGAAGGACCAAAUAAGAAAACAGCGAAGGCACAAGCUGCACUGGCUGCACUUGAGAAACUUUUCCUACAUGAUGAUGUCCUACCUGCUAACAGAGAUAAGAAGAAAAUGGCUCCUGCAGUGGGAAGAAGAGCAGAUGCAAUAGAAAGAGUGCCAGAGGUAGAAAUUGAUGGCAAGAUGUUAUUUAAUGAGACAAAAGAAGAAAUGCCUCUUAUGGCAGACAAAGAAGAAGAAUGCAUUCCAGAGGUGAGCUACACAGAACCAGAAACCAUGCCAAAGGAUGGGGCGAGUUUAUAUACAAUUAAGCUCCAGUUAGCAGCCAUUUCUAAUUUUCAUCUGAUCAAGGAGCCUAGCUUUUCUUCUAAGCUGUGCAAAGCCUUUGUGAAAGGAGUUUUCCUUCUUAGACCUCCUAUUAAAGAUUCAUCCCCUCUUCUGAACCAGCUGCUUCUUGUGAUAUUAAAUUCCUUGCUUGGAAGGUGGCCUUUUUAG